AUGACAACUUCAAUUGAAAACACCAUUACUGAAGCAACCUCUGCUGGAAAUGGAGUUGUUGCUGCCAUUGAUCAAAGCAGUCUUUAUUUUCUUCAUGCCUCUGACUCACCAGGCAUGAAUCUUGUCAACACACCUUUUGAUGGAACUGGUUAUGGAGCAUGGAGAAUAUCCAUGCUCAUAGCUCUCUCAGCAAAGAACAAACUGGGAUACAUUGAGAAGGAAUCAGUCAUACCACCAUCUGAAUCUGCAGAAUACAAGCUGUGGAGUAGAUGUAAUGACAUGGUUACUUCCUGGUUGCUGAACUAUCUUUCAAAAGAGAUAGCAGGAAGUGUCAUCUACUCCAAAACUGCAAAAGAACUCUGGAAGGACCUUGAGGACAGUUGUGGAGGAAAAGAAAAAAUGAACAAGUCUUUGCAGGAUGAAAGGUUGGUACAAUUUCUUAUGGGACUUAAUGAUGUAUAUGCACCAGGAAGGAGUAAUAUUCUCAUGUUAUCACCUCUCCCUAGUGUGAACCUUGCUUAUUCUCUGUUGAUGCAAGAUGAAAAAUAA
Molecule: messenger RNA, 549 nt
Organism: Lycium ferocissimum
Lineage: Eukaryota; Viridiplantae; Streptophyta; Magnoliopsida; Solanales; Solanaceae
Exons: 2
Coding region: 1-549 (182 amino acids)
Source: RefSeq, a predicted model, not a curated record